AUGUCAACUGAUGAAAACAGUAAUGAGCUCCACUUAGUGAUGUUUCCUUUUCUGGCUUUUGGUCACAUAAGUCCCUUUGUACAGCUUUCCAAUAAGUUAUCCUCUUAUUCUGGUAUCAGGAUUUCCUUCUUGGCUGCUUCCGCCAAUGUCCGGCGUAUAGAAACCAUGCUCAACCGCACCGCCGCCACUCAAAUCAUCGGUCUCAGAACUUUUGAAGCGUCGGAUUUACUUUACAUCUUCAAGAGCUUCCAUGGCACUCCAAGCAUCAACAAACCACUUCUUCUAAUCGGUCCGGUGGUUCCCGAGCCACAUUCCGGCGAACUGGACCAGACGUGGACCAACUGGUUGACCCACUUCCCGGCCAGAUCCGUGAUCUACUGCUCGUUCGGCAGCGAAACUUUUCUAUCAGAUGAUCAGAUUACAGAAUUGGCUUUAGGGUUAGAACUCACCGGUCUUCCAUUCUUCCUAGUGUUGAAUUUUCCGGCGAAUCUUGACAGCUCUGUAGAACUAAAAAGAACCCUACCUCGUGGGUUCAUGGAGAGGGUGAAGGGUAAAGGGGUGGUGCACUCAGGGUGGGUGCAACAACGACAUAUUCUGGCUCAUGAAAGUGUUGGGUGCUAUGUCUGUCAUGCUGGUUUCAGCUCUGUGAUAGAAGCUCUGGUAAACGACUGUCAGUUGGUGAUGCUGCCAUUGAAGGGUGACCAGUUCAUGAACUCUAAGUUAAUGGAGCUGGAUUGGAAGGUAGGAGUUGAGGUAAAUAGGAGAGACGAAGAUGGGUAUUUUGGGAAAGAAGACGUGUUUGAAGCUGUGAAGAGUGUUAUGAUAGAGACUGAAAAAGAACCAGCGAAAUCGAUAAGGGAAAAUCACAAGAAAUGGAAGGGGUUUUUGCAGAAUGAUGAGAUACAUAAUAAGUAUAUCAUAGAUUUGGUUAGGGAUUUGAAGACACUUUAG
This is a messenger RNA of Lactuca virosa, 951 nucleotides long. NCBI's taxonomy places the organism in Eukaryota, Viridiplantae, Streptophyta, Magnoliopsida, Asterales, Asteraceae. The record is from the annotation of a GenBank genome assembly.